Exserohilum turcica Et28A is the source of this 1281-nucleotide messenger RNA. RefSeq lists its product as uncharacterized. Bases 1 to 1209 code for a protein of 402 amino acids. NCBI's taxonomy places the organism in Eukaryota, Fungi, Ascomycota, Dothideomycetes, Pleosporales, Pleosporaceae. Gene Ontology annotation, cellular component: nucleus. The transcript is spliced from 2 exons. The record is from RefSeq and is a predicted model, not a curated record.
AUGUCGGGCUCCGAGAGAGACACGCCCUCUGACGCGCAAAUCGCCAGCAAGCUGCGCGACGUGGUCAUCGCCAUACACAAGUCGGGCAAGACGGACGACCUGACUGUCAAGCGCGUUCGUGCGCGCGCCGAGAAGGAGCUAGGACUCGACGACGGCUUCUUCAAGCGCGACGCCAGCUGGAAGGACAGGUCGCAGAAGACAAUUGUAGACGCCGUGGAAAAGUUCUGCAGUGACGAGCCCUCGCCGCAGCCUACCCCGAAGAAGGCUGCGCCCAAGCCCAGAGCAAAGCCGGCUGAGAAAAAGACCAAGGCUACCACCGAGGGCGCUCGUGGCGUAAAGCGCAAAGCUACUGCCCCGACUAAAAAGCCUAAGAAGCGCGCAAAGACCGAGUCCGAAGAGUCGGAAGCAGACCUUUCAGACCCCCCUGCUGAAGUAUCCGAUGCCGAAAGCGAACCACCAAAGAAACCUGCGCGCCAAGGCAAGAAGGUUGUCGCCGAAGACUCAGAUGAGGAGGAGGCGCCCAAACCAGCGCCCAAGCCUGCGUCCAAGCCUAGCGCCCCAGCCGAGGACAAGAGUGAGCCACAGGCAACACCAGCAAAGGCGCCAGAUACCGCCGGAGACAUAUCCGAAAGUGAACUUUCCAGCGUCAUAGACGAAGAGCCUGUCAAGAAGAAGAAAAAAGCACCAGCAGCAAAGGGCAAAAAGGAGAAAGCCCCGGCAAAGGCAAAGGCAGCUUCCAAAUCCAAAGCCGAAGACGACCCCGACACUGCAGAGGUCAAGCGCCUCCAAGGCUGGUUGGUCAAAUGCGGCAUCCGCAAAGUCUGGUCGCGCGACCCUGAACUCGCAAAAUGCGACACGUCAAAAGAAAAGAUUCGCGUCCUCAAAGGCUGGCUCAACGAUGUCGGCAUGGACGGCAAGUAUUCCAACGAAAAGGCUGCCAAGAUCAAAGAAAAGCGAGAAUUUGAAAAGGAUUUGGAGGCCAUAAAAGAGGGCGAGUUGGCCUGGGGAAAGACAAACGAUGUCACAGCCACUGGACGACCGAGUCGAAGAGCUGCUGCUAGACCCGUGCCCCAACAAAAGAUCGUGUUUGAGGAUGACAGUGAAGAGGAGGGUGGACCCGAUGACGAUGACGAUGAAGAUGACGAUGCUGACUCGAGCGACGACGGUGGUGAUAAGAAUGAAGACAGCACAGGUGAAGACUCGGAGUAAUCUUUUAUAAUUUCACGGACUUUUGACAUGGACACCUUCCUCGUCCAUAGCGUAAUCAGCGGUUAUUAGCGU